GUCUGGUUGGGUUGCAUAGAUAGUCGUCUGCGGCUGUCUACCAGCAGGUUGUAAGAGGUGUUGGUUUUGUUUACACAGAUUUAAUGUUCGCCGAACACGUGCUACGCGCGGAUAGUAUGUAUGCUACGCGAAGCGUCAGUUUUCAAGCCUGUACCUGAGGGGGAGGCUGGGAGGCGUUGUGCGCGCUCGUGUGUGUGCUUAAGAUCGUCGUAUCAUCGCCUUCAGCUCCGGCGUGCCUCUCGGGUGUCAAGAGAACGGAGUGAGUCUCUCGUUUCGUAGAUGACGAUCAUGAGCGUUCUUUCGGACGACGAAGACGCCGGCGGUGCUGUCGAGCUAUCUCCCGAAGAAGAACUACUGCAGGCUGCGAGAUCGGGCUCGUACACGGCUGUUGAGAACCUCCUCAACAAUGCUGCCGCGAAAAAAGUCGCCCCCAAUGUGGACUGCAAAGGCACGCAGAAGGCUAAUUUGGGCUGGACACCACUGCACUUGGCCUGCUACUUUGGACAUUUUGAUGUGGCUGAACUUCUGCUUGAGCAUGGAGCCUAUGUGGAUGUCAUCAACCGUGAAGGAGACACCCCCUUACACAAGGCUGCUUACACAGGCCGAGAGGGCCUGGUGAUGCUGCUUCUGAAGCACAACGCGGAUGUCUUCAUCAUAAAUUGUGAGGGGCAAUCUCCACGCCACGUGGCCAAGGAUGAAGACAUCAAACGCAUUUUGGCAGCUGCGGAGACUGCUGACGCAAAGAAAAAGGCCGACAAACUUUUUGCUGCUGCAAAAGAAGGGAACAUGCAAACCAUACAAUGUCUGCUUCGUGGGAGGCAUCCGCCGAGCAUCAACAGCGUCGAUGGCUUUGGCAACACUGCGUUGCACUGUGCAGCAUACAGUGACAACAAGGAAGUGGCUGUCUUCCUCCUGCAGUCUGGAAUUGACUCAACCCUGCGCAACCACAGAGAGCAGCUGGCAUCUGAUCUGGCGCGGACAGAUGAGAUGAGACAGAUACUUGAUGUGGAACCCAUCCGUCAGCUACGCAAGAAUGCCAGCAGGCAUGAAGGACCCUUACUCAGGAGGAAGAGGUUCCUAGGUCCUCGUCCUGUCUGGGCUGUUCUAGAUCGAGGCGUGCUUUCCUUCUUUCGUUCACGUGGUGAUGCUGCAUCUGGAAUGCGUCGAAAACGCUUCUACUAUCUGGAUGCUGCUCAAGUCGAGUGUGACCCUGUCGAUGAGGCAGCCUUUGUAGUACUGUUUCCUGAGGAUCCUCCUGAGAGGUUGGCAGUUCCUCCAGAUGAAAAUGACAAGGUGGACCGCAUGAAGUGGGUGGCCAAGCUCAAGGAACACAUUGAGUUCAGCCGGCACUACACACAUCAGGGCAUGCGAACCUCGGAUAGUGAGGAAGAUGAACCAAUGCCCCUGGGCUCCAUCGAAGAUGUUCUUUCGACGGCACAGGCCCAGCAGCAGCUUCUGGAGCGGGGCGUGGACAGGGCGGCCUCGCUGCACGCCAACCUGGUUCAGCUACUAGAUGCCCACCGCCUGGGCAUUGUUGGCCCCUGCCAGGAGCUAUUGUCCCAGUGGCACGAGCUGCUGCUGCUGUCCCGGUCCGUGGCCAGCAGCCUUUCCAAGUGCACAUUGCUCCUCAAGCAGCAGGAGGAGUCCAGAGCAGCUGAACUGGCACGAGAACGAGAGCGAUCACGGGUCCUGCAGGAAAGCCUCAGCGUCCUUGCAAGAGAGCACCACCAGUUGGAGUGCACUCUGAGCAAUCCACGCCUCACCCAUGUCCCGGAAAACGAAUCUGAAGAGGAAUUCUUUGAUGCCUUCGAAGGGGAGGCUUCUCCAAGCAGUGACCAUCAAGUUCCAGCAGAAGUAGAAGCCACAAAGGCAGACACUAUGCCGGAAGAACUGUGCUCAUCACUGCCCAAGGAGGAGGAUAGGGGAUUCUGGGGAAGAACGCAUCUUCCAGUGCCCAUGUUCUCAAAAAACGACUUCAGCUUAUGGAGCAUCCUGAAGCAAUGCAUAGGCAAGGAAUUGUCCAAGAUCACAAUGCCCGUUGUGUUCAACGAGCCAUUGAGCUUCCUACAGCGCAUUUCAGAGAACAUGGAGUACAGCCACCUGCUUGUUCAGGCCGAUGAAGCUACCGACCCCAUCGACAGAAUCGAGCUAGUGACUGCUUUCGCAGUGUCUGCACUUGCAUCGAACCUUGAACGAUUGAGCAAACCCUUCAACCCACUGCUUGGUGAGACAUACGAGCUGGUCAGAGAAGACGUGGGCUUCCGAAUGGUGUGCGAACAAGUGAGCCAUCACCCACCUGUGAGUGCAUUCCAUGCUGAGUCGUCCCACUUCAAGGUUCAUGGCUCUGUAUACCCAAAACUGAAGUUUUGGGGCAAGUCGAUCGAGAUCAAACCUGAGGGCCAUCUGUCUGUGGAGCUGCUCUCGCACGGCGAGUCAUACACAUGGACCAACGUAAACUGCUGUAUCCAUAACAUCAUUGUGGGAAAGCUGUGGUUUGAACAGUAUGGCCUUAUGGAGAUUGUCUGCCAAAAAUCUGGACUGACGUCGUCACUCACAUUCAAGCAAGCUGGCUGGUUCUACAAAGACUUGCACCGGAUAGAGGGAUUUAUUUUUGACAAGCAAAAAUCCCGUCUGCGCUUUCUGUAUGGAAAGUGGACAGACUACCUCAAGGCAGCACCCGUGGCCGAAUACGAGGAGUACAUGCAGACCCACAACUUCCGGGCCCCUGACCAGCCACCACUGGGCAAUGCCACGCCAGCAAGUGCAGGAGCAAGUCCUGCGCAUACACCCAAACGCAUGUACGCCAAGCUUAACAGCCUGACACGCUCCCUGACAGGAGGCUCACAGGGCGACAUGCCAGGACCCAAGAGCCCUGAACCCUGUGACCUUGAUGAUGGGGAGAUUCCCAAGAGUGACUCGACAUACUCACUUGACAUCCCAAACUCCCGUCUUCUUUGGCGAGUCACGCCACGACCUGAGUAUGCAGCACAGUAUUACAACUUCACGCUGUUUGCCAUUGCACUGAAUGAGAUGGAAGAAGGUAUGGAGAAGGAGCUGCCCCCAACUGACUGCCGACUGCGGCCAGACAUGCGACGGUUAGAGGCAGGAGAUCUGGAUGGUGCUGCAGCGGAGAAAAAUCGUUUGGAAGAAAAGCAGAGGGAAGCACGCAAACAUCGUAAAAAGCAUAAGGACAUCUGGGAACCAAGGUGGUUUCGCCAUUUGAAGGGAGCACACUCGCAUGAUGACGAGUGGGAGUUCACCGGCAAGUACUGGGACCGAAACUUCACCUCAUGCCCGGACAUCUUUUGAAGUUUGCCCGGCCCGAGCCUAGUGCACUGGGACUCCUUCAGCCAUGAGCCAGCAAAGUGUCCUCCCACACUCGCAAGCGACAAAACGACAUAGUCCUUCAUCUGGGGAAAACCUACCCACUGUUAAAUGUCCCAUCAACACGACACGGGAGGAGGGGGGGCAGCACUGGGACAGCAGCUUGAAACCUCGGCUGCAUGCCAUUGUAGGCUUCCACCCCUUCACAAAAUGGCUCUGCGAAAAUGUGGCAAAGCGCAGCGGGUUGAUGAUGGCGGCUGCACUUGUGUAGCCGGGUGCUCAUAGUUGUCGAGCCUGCCUGUCUGUUUUUUGUGGCACAGCAGCAACCCCCACCAAUGGCUGCUUUUGCAGAGAAAAAGUUGUGGCAUUUUCGUCUCUCCCUAGAGACGCAAUGGUGCAUGUCUGUUAUGUAGCUGUAGCACGAUGCAUGUGCUCUCCGAUGGCAUGCAAUAUUAGCUUGAGUCAGGAAUGUAGAUCUGUGCUGCUGUUGUCCCCAAGAGCCAGGUACGUCAUACUACAACUGUCUGAAGCUCUCUACACCGUGGUGGUUCUCUUGUUGCAAAAGUGCUGAACCGUGACGUGUUGUGCAUGUGUUGGCUAGUGUACAGGUUUUAAAGCAGGGCCAUGUUGUUCAUAGGGCUCGAGUCUGUUACUGUUACUUUUAGGAUAGGUCUUUAGCAUGCAUAAGUUCCUGGAUGUCCACUACGUGCUGCUUCUCCUCAAGUAAGCUGCAAUACAAUAUUUUCAGAUGUUGGGAGACUUAUACUAGCAGCUGCACGGUGUCAGUAGCUAGUCACUUUUUAUUUUGCAUCUCAGGUGGCCAUCGACAGUGGCGCCUGCGAUGCAAGCUGCAGAAGCAGCCUCAAAGCUGAAAUACAAAAUGUUUGUGCAUACUGUUUUAUAUGUUUUUCAAAUUAAAGAUGUGAGCCAGUU
Dermacentor silvarum is the source of this 4257-nucleotide messenger RNA. Its product is annotated as oxysterol-binding protein-related protein 1. Lineage: Eukaryota; Metazoa; Arthropoda; Arachnida; Ixodida; Ixodidae. Gene Ontology annotation, molecular function: sterol binding; protein binding. The transcript has 25 exons. Bases 280 to 3309 code for a protein of 1009 amino acids. Gene Ontology annotation, cellular component: cytosol; intracellular membrane-bounded organelle; membrane. The record is from RefSeq and is a predicted model, not a curated record.